This is a messenger RNA of Moneuplotes crassus, 1992 nucleotides long. NCBI's taxonomy places the organism in Eukaryota, Ciliophora, Spirotrichea, Euplotida, Euplotidae. The record is from the annotation of a GenBank genome assembly.
CCUAAUUAAAAUUUGACGAAUAUGUUAACUAACAUUCAUAAAAGAGCUUUUUCAAAGACUUAUAGUAUCUUUGGGGCAGGGGCUUCUGGCCUCUGGACAGCACUCAGACUUAGUGAAGGUGCAGCUGCUGCAGCUGGGAAUGCUGCCCACCUCCCUAAACCUGGCGAUACAAUUGAUAUUUAUGAUCCCACAAGAUACGCAUUCAGCGAAGCCUUGGAACAAGAAUAUAGAAAAGGAGAUAGAGUUCCAGGAGGAAGAAUUAAUACUUACUUCUAUGGUCAGAAGGGCGACAAUGCAAACUGGGCUGAUUACAAGAACAACACUCAUGCUGAAAUGGGCGGUAUGAGAUACUUAGAGUAUAACUAUGAUGGACAGGAUUCGGGUCAUAGGCUAGUGACUCAGCUGAUCAAUAACUAUGACCUAAAAGGGGAUAUUUUCGAAACAACUUCUAAGCCAUUGAAGUAUAUCAAUGGGAAGCAUCAAUGGGUCGGAUAUGACACCGAACAAGGAGCUUAUUGGAAUAAUGCUUAUCAAAAUAUCUUCGUUAGGACUAUCAACAAGUACUUUGAGAAUAAUCCAGAUGAAGCUGUAGAUGGAUACUUGACAAGAAGUAGAAGAGCAAAGUUCUACAAUGAAGCUACCUAUGAUUUCUUAGGAAGUGACGGCCGUGAACAAGUCUGGGAAGAUGGAACUAAGCUAAAGAAUAUCGGCUUCUGGAAUAUGGUAGUUGCUGAGCCCAACAUUGGAGGGGUUGGAUACGACUACUUAUUGAAGACUGCUGGAUACAACUCCACUUUGAUCAACCUUAGCGCUGCUUCGGCUAUAAUUCAAAACAAUGAAUUUGUUCCUGGAGGCCCAACAUAUCAUUCAAUUAAAGGAGGAUUUUCUAUUUUGUUUGAUAAGAUGUUUAAAACCAUCGAAGAAAAUUGUAUUGCUAAUGGAAUUAACUUCAACUAUCAUUCAGGAAAGAAGGUUACCUCGGUGUAUGCUCAAAAGGCUAAAGAUGGUACUUCUACAAAAGUUGGUUUUACUCUUGGAGAACACGGAAACUCUUGGAUUCCAUCUGGGGGAGAGCACAGCUCUGAUCAUGCAUUCUUAUGUAUGCCUCGUCAUUCAUUAGAAAAGAUUGCAUCUACGACGAUUGAUGAUAGCAACACUUUGGAAAGAUAUUAUAUCCUCAAUGACGACGAAGUUCAGUUGAGACUCAAGUCGGUUGGACCUCAGCCAUCUUUCAAGAUUGGAGCAUACUUUGAUGAGCCUUGGUAUGAAAAUAUCAGAGGCAACAACGAUCCAAACCUGAAGUUGGAUAUUAUUCCUAAUAAACAGCCAGGUCCAACCAUCACAGAUUUACCUCUAAGACAGACUUACUACUUUGGCGAUAAUGCAUUGCCUGGAGGCCAGAAAAGAUAUGCAAUGCUUCUUAGCUAUGAUGACAUGGUUAACCCCUACUUCUGGCAUCAGCUCAGAUUCACUAAGGACAGAGAGGUGACUGGACAUGGAGAUGAUCUUGGAAGCCAUGGAUGCCAAUACAUUGACUGUGAAAAUAAUCCAGCUUAUAAGAAAAUGCUGAGAAAUCUCAUAGCUGAGUUACAUGGAAUAGACAUGAGCGAGGUUCCAGAUCCAUGUGAAACUGUAGUUAUGGACUGGUCUGUUGAUCCAUUCGGUGGUGGCUACCAUGGGUGGAAACCUCAUUUCGAUAUAGUGGAAGUUCAGGAAGGAAUCAGAAAGCCUUCUGGAUUUAUUAAGGACAAGAACUACACAGAAAAUUUCCAGGAUGCCCCAAUUUACAUUGCAGGAGAAGCUUACUCUGAAGAUCAAGGAUGGGUUGAAGGAGCCUUCUGUACUGCCGAAUCAAUCUUGGCAGAUUACUUGGGUGUCAAGCCAAUCGCUGGUCUGGACUAUGAAAACUAUCCUUUAGUAAUGAAGAAAAAUAUCUAAAUUACUCAGAUAGAUAUGUAUCUCCAUACUUGCUAAUUACUUGAGAAUCUUAUU